CUCAUAAAGUUACAAAGCUUUCAAAUUUUUUGAAUCAACUCCUCUACAUUUUCAUACUUACAGAAAAUCACCCCGCAAUGGGUCGUCGAUUGAGAACAAAAUACAAGGUGACUUUAACAAGCAUCUUAAGUUAAAAACUGUCAUUCGCAAUUUUAUGUGUUCAAUGAUAGUCUAUCAGAAGAGUGCCAAGCUCAUAUUUCUCAGAUUCAUCCAUGGUGGUGUCCGAACCUUAUCUUCGAUGGACUCGUACAAUUAUUUCUCUCUGCUGCAGACAUGUGCCAACAUGAAAAACCAUCAACAAGGCAAGAAAAUACAUGCACACCUGAUAUUAACUGGAAAUGAAUUUGAUAUGUAUAUACAAACGAAACUUGUGGCUAUGUAUGCCAACUGUGGAAGUCUAAUGGAUGCACGCAAAGUGUUUGACAAAGUGCCUCAGCCAAACCUUUUCUUAUGGAACCUCAUUAUUGCACAGUAUGUUUUGCACGGCCGUUUCGGCGAAGCCAUCUGGUUGUACCACGAAAUGCUAAGGGCAGGUUUGGAGCCUGAUAAUUAUACGAUCCCCCCUAUUCUCAAGGCUUGUGCGCAAUUGACUGCAUUGCGGGAGGGUAUGGAGAUUCACGAUUAUAUUACCAGGAAUAAACUUGAUGUCAAUGAGUUCGUGGAAAAUGCCCUUGUUGACAUGUAUGCGAAAUGCGGAAGGUUGGGAGAAGCACGUCAAUUGUUUGAUAAAAUGUCUAAAGGAGAUGUGGUUUCUUGGAAUGCGAUGAUUGGAGGUUAUGCUCAGAAUGGGCAUUGCGAUGAGGCGAUGAGUUUAUUUGAGAAAAUGCAGGCCAUGGGUGUUGCACCAGAAUUGGUUACAUGGAAUGCCAUUAUUGCAGGACAUACCCAAAAUAACAAUGCUAAUGGAGCUUUGAAGCUCUUGAGGAAGAUGAUAGUGGCAGAUUUCAAACCCGAUUCAGUUACGGCUGCAAGCGUUCUUCCAGCAUGUGCCCGGUUAGGAACUUUGCAAUAUGGCAAGGAAAUCCACGGUUAUGCAAUACGUAAUGGUUUAGAGUCAAACGCUAUUGUGCAAAAUGCCCUUAUUGAUGUCUACGCCAAAUGUGGAAGUUCAAAUAAUGCCUAUCAUAUGUUCCACACAGUGACUUAUAAAACAGUGGUCUCAUGGAAUGCCAUUAUUGCAGGUUAUGCCCAGAGUGGAUAUUAUGAGGAAAGUUUAGAUUUCUUUCGACAGAUGCAACUGGCAGCCAUGAAACCCAACAAUGUUACACUUGCAAGUGUACUCCCUGUAAUUUCCCACCUGUCAAAUUUGCAACAGGGGAAGGAGAUCCAUGCUUACAUACUAAGAAUUGGAUUUGAGUCAUUUAUUAUAGUAAUGAAUGCCCUCGUAGACAUGUAUAACAAAUGCGGGAGUACUAGACUUGCUCGCCAAGUAUUUGAUCGAAUGCCUAAAAGAGAUGUAUUCUCAUGGACAGCUAUGAUUGCAGGUUAUGGGAUGCAGGGUAAAGGUGACGAUGCUGUCAUACUCUUCUCUCAGAUGCUAAUGUCUGGCAUGAAACCGGAUGAUGUUUCCUUUCUUGCCAUUCUAUCUGCAUGCAGUCAUUCUGGGCUGGUGGUAGAAGGUCGGAAAUAUUUUGAUAUGAUGAGAGAACACUAUGGAAUCAAUCCAAGGAUGGAACAUUAUGCAUGCAUGGUUGACCUACUUGGUCGAGCUGGCUGCUUAGAUGAAGCAGAAGAAUUCAUUAAGAAAAUGCCAAUGCAACCUAAUAUUGCUGUGUGGGCCACCUUGCUUGGAGCGUGCAGAAUUCAUUCAGCUAUUGAACUUGGAGAACGUGUGGCAGAAUGUAUUUUUAAGCUGAAACCUGAAAAUCCUGGAUAUUAUGUGCUGAUGUGUAACAUAUAUGGUGCAGCUGGGCGAUGGGAUGAUCAGGCAAAAGUAAGAAAAAGAAUGAGAGAGGACGGGUUGCAAAAGAAUCCUGGAUGGUCCAGAAUAGAGGUGAGAAAUCAGAUACACGCAUUCCAUGUGGGAGAUUUGGAGUGGUUAUAUGCCUGAAACAAUUUUACUUCUGUACAAUGAAGAGUAGCAGAAAGGAAAACAUGGUAUGGUCAUUGUGAGGAGCAUUAAUAUAUUUUAACCUAUCGCAUAAUGGCAAAAGGCACCUCUCAGCACCACAAGAAUAUAUUUGCAUGUGGUGCCCGUCACAUUGCCGGUCAAGGCAUUUACAAGAUUGUUAGGCAAGAAUCGAUAAAGAUGAUCCAAAUGAUUCGAACCUUUGAAAUAUGGAUUCUGUUUUUAUCAUAAUUAAUGCUAGCAUUAUUUGGAAGAAAAGAAAAUCAAAUCAUUUUGUAGUAACAUUGGAACUUGAUAUUCAAAGGAGAAUCGAAGGAGAAAUGCUCAAGAAAGGAAUUCCCAUUUUUCUGAUGCAACCAGCUUUCUAUCUCUUUGGCAGCAAUAGUUGUGGGUGGCUUUUCAAGGCUAAAUCCUGAUAUUCUUGGAUUGAGGCACAGUUCUCUCAUUACGAAGGUGACUUCCUCCUAUGUAUUGUACCAGCCUUCAGGUACAUUGCGGGGAGCAAGACAAUGGAUGCUGAGAGGAGGACAUCGUUGAGUGGAUGAUAUCGUCAUCCAAGGAAGAGAUUGUAGUGAUAGAACAAAGAAUGCACGUGCAGAGGAAUGGAAUGAUGGAUAGUUGGCUAAGUGUCAGGAUAACCCUAAGAAUCGAUACGAAGAAAUGAAAGAGAAAUAACCAAAUUUUGGCUCUCUGCAAGUGUUUUGGAGAAAUUUGGCUAAGUCUAGAAGCAUGUAUUGUAUAUUUUAGGAUUUUUAUCCUUCAGACUUGGAAAUGAGGUU
Molecule: messenger RNA, 2847 nt
Organism: Cryptomeria japonica (Japanese cedar)
Lineage: Eukaryota; Viridiplantae; Streptophyta; Pinopsida; Cupressales; Cupressaceae
Product: pentatricopeptide repeat-containing protein At1g71490
Exons: 2
Coding region: 155-2050 (631 amino acids)
Biological process (GO): RNA modification
Molecular function (GO): RNA binding; protein binding
Source: RefSeq, a predicted model, not a curated record